Molecule: messenger RNA, 1708 nt
Organism: Schistosoma spindalis
Lineage: Eukaryota; Metazoa; Platyhelminthes; Trematoda; Strigeidida; Schistosomatidae
Source: the annotation of a GenBank genome assembly
CAAUGGUUGGAGAUUGAGUGACAUGGCUCAGAAUCGACCACAAUGAAGUUGGUGUAUACACUCUGUCUUCCCUUAAACUGUGAGACUAAAAUUACUUCAUACCUUCCUACGAACUAACUUUCUUCCUGUACUAUAUCAUUAUAUGCAAUCUUCUUUUAUUUAUUACCACCAUUGAAUUAACUACUAUGAAUUUUGGUGUUCAUCUUGCUGUGCUAAUGAGGUGUGGCAACUUGGACCGAUGCACAUAUGUGCGUGGUCCUACGUUGUAAUUGACUGACUUAAAAGAGCACUCCAUUCUAGAAUAUCAGGUUACUGAAAGUGUAUUUCUAAAGUCUGCAAAAACGACCUGUAUAAAACCAGUGGAUAUUAACAAACUUUUCAAACUAUUGAUACUCAAAAUUUGUCAGAACAUGAACACGACUAAUAAAGAAGCUAUGUCUAUUGACUAUUCGGGUCUUGUUAAGGUCUUCAGUAAGUUACUUGUUAUACCUUUUAUUGGUAAACUAAUAUAGAUGAGCACCAUAACAAUUAGAUUUACAUGCUCAGUUUUAGCUGUACUCUUAAAAUUAGUAAUAUUGUCUGACUGUCCAAAUCGAAAUAGGUAAAACGACGUCCAAACCACUGUCCAAUAAUUGAAACUCCAGUGUUUUAACCACUAAGACACCCUCUACUUUGUCAUUAAAACAUGUAACUAAAGAUUUCAGUAGGUAAGUGCUGAGAGUCCGUAUUAUGUAAGUAGACAGACAAUCCAGUGACCAUGCCGAAACCACUGACCUUGUCUCAGUUAUACGUAACCCAAACCACAAGCUUUAAUGAGAUAUAUUGCUGCUGGAACUUCGUAAAAUACUCUUUUCGUCUAGUCAAUGGAGUAGCUGUACUUUGUGCUUUACUCUAUGGGUAGAUGAGAAAUUAUACGUAGUCAUCACUCAACGUUAUCAGUAAAAUAAAAGGAUCGUGAAUUAGACAAGCUUAGAAACAUAAUUAUCGUUGCAUUUUAUCACAAGCGUCCGUCCAUUUGUAUUACGAAUCCACCGUCAUCACUUGUCCACAGGGAAGUUAAAUCCAAUGUAAAGCUCUCACGUCAGACUUUAGACAUAACUCUGUUGGGUCACUAAAAUUUUACUACCAUGCCUUGUGACCAGAAUAUAAUACCUGCUUCUAUAAACUGAGAAAAUUUUUAACUUCCCAGCACUUCAUUUCAUGGUGAUGGGAACCCCAAAAAGCACAUUUAUUCUUGGUUGAGAUUUUAAAAGUCAGAUAUUUUAGUAUCUUAAGUAUGUGUACCGCUAAUUCCGUCAUCCUUUUAUUGAAUACCUUAUUUUUUCUGCAGUUUUAGAUAUAACGGUUAUACUACCUUAUAGUGUUUUAAUGCAUUUGAAUAGUUUACGGUCAACUACUAGUAUCAGGACUUUUUCUGCUAUAUAGACUUCCUAUUAAUCGAUAGUUCUAACCUUACCUUGUCUAAUUGUUUUGUUUACAGCUUCUUAUGGGUGUUUUUGCACGCGUAAAUGCAGUCGCAUUCUCUGAAGACAUACCACUAAAUGAAACAGCUUGGGCUGCUAGUGGCUAUGCUCCCUUACAUGUAGAGGAAGCUUAUGUAAUGGUGUCAAAUAACUGUUUUAUAGCUGCUGGGAUCUACGUCGUUCUGCUAAUUUUUUCAGGUGUUCAAUACUAUUUCAAUAAACGAGCUAACUACUUAGCGCAUUAA